GCGGCGGCGGCGGCGAGGGGCCGCCGGGGGCGGCUCGAUAAGCGUCUCCCAUGGGCCUGAUCAACCGCCAGCGCAUGACAUGGAACUUUGCGCCAAGAAACGCCCCCCAGAGGAGGAAAGGAGGGUGAAAGCGAACGCCCGGGAGUAUAACGAAAAGUUCCAGUACGCGAGUAACUGCAUCAAGACGUCAAAGUACAACAUGGUCACCUUCCUGCCCAUCAACCUCUUCGAGCAGUUCCAGGAAGUGGCCAACACUUACUUUCUCUUCCUCCUCAUCCUCCAGCUGAUCCCGCAAAUCUCCUCUCUCUCAUGGUUCACCACCAUAGUGCCUUUGGUUCUCGUGCUCACCAUCACGGCGGUCAAGGACGCCACCGACGAUUAUUUUCGCCACAAGAGUGACAACCAGGUGAACAAUCGUCAGUCUCAGGUGUUGAUCAAUGGAAUACUCCAGCAAGAACAGUGGAUGAACGUUCGAGUCGGUGACAUCAUCAAGUUGGAAAACAACCAGUUUGUGGCAGCUGACCUGCUCCUCCUAUCUAGCAGUGAACCUCACGGCCUUUGUUACAUCGAGACCGCCGAGCUCGACGGAGAGACGAACAUGAAGGUGAGGCAGGCCAUCCCGGUGACGUCGGAGCUGAGCGACACCAGCAAACUGGCGCACUUUGAUGGAGAGGUGAUCUGUGAGCCCCCCAACAAUAAACUGGACAAGUUCAGCGGGACCCUGUACUGGAAGGAGAGCAAGCACGCGCUCAGCAACCAGAACAUGCUUUUACGCGGCUGCGUUCUUCGCAAUACAGAGUGGUGUUUCGGGCUGGUCAUCUUUGCAGGUCCGGACACCAAAUUGAUGCAGAACAGCGGGCGCACGAAAUUCAAGAGGACGAGUAUUGAUCGUUUAAUGAACACCCUGGUGCUUUGGAUCUUUGGCUUCCUGGUGUGCAUGGGCGUGAUCCUGGCGAUCGGCAACUCCAUCUGGGAGUACGAGGUGGGCGCCUGCUUCCAGAUCUACCUGCCCUGGGAUGAGGCGGUCGACAGUGCCUUCUUCUCUGGCUUCCUCUCCUUCUGGUCAUACAUCAUCAUCCUCAAUACCGUGGUCCCCAUAUCUCUUUAUGUUAGCGUGGAAGUGAUCCGUCUCGGGCACAGUUACUUCAUCAACUGGGACAAGAAGAUGUACUGCGCGAAGCGUUGCACACCGGCCGAGGCGCGGACCACGACGCUGAACGAGGAGCUGGGGCAGGUGGAGUACAUCUUCUCGGACAAGACGGGGACCCUCACCCAGAACAUCAUGGUCUUCAGCAAGUGCUCGGUGAAUAAACGAAGCUAUGGUGAUGUUUUGGAUGUCCUGGGGUACAAGGCAGAGCUUGGAGAGAAAACGGAACCCGUCGAUUUCUCUUUCAACCCCCUGGCUGACCCCAACUUCACAUUUUGGGACACGGGUCUCUUGGAAGCCGUCAAGUUGGGAGAUCCACACGUCCACGAGUUUUUCCGCCUGCUCUCUCUGUGCCACACGGUCAUGUCCGAGGAAAAGAACCCAGGGAAAUUGUAUUACAAAGCCCAGUCUCCGGACGAAGGUGCCUUGGUGACGGCAGCCCGCAAUUUCGGUUUUGUGUUCCGCUCCCGCACCCCCAAGACCAUCACCGUGCAGGAACUGGGGCGGCCGGUGACGUACCAGCUUCUGGCCAUCCUGGACUUCAACAAUGUUCGCAAGCGCAUGUCUGUCAUCGUGCGGAACCACGAGGGGCAGAUCCGUCUGUAUUGCAAAGGAGCCGACACCAUCUUACUGGAGCGGCUUCACCCGGGCAACCAGGAGUUGUACAACGUAACCACCGACCACCUGAACGAAUACGCCGGAGAGGGUCUUCGAACGUUGGUGCUGGCCUACCGCGACCUGGAGGAAAGCUACUAUGCCAGUUGGGCCGAACGGUUGCAUCGAGCCAGCGCGACCAGCGAGGGCCGUGAGGACAGGGUGGCCCGUCUGUACGAGGAAGUGGAGAACGACAUGGUGCUGCUGGGAGCCACCGCCAUCGAGGACAAGCUGCAGCAGGGAGUUCCGGAGACCAUCGCCCUUCUCACACUAGCGAACAUCAAGAUCUGGGUCCUGACUGGAGAUAAACAGGAAACGGCCGUCAACAUUGGCUACUCCUGCAAGAUGCUGACAGACGAGAUGACCGAGGUGUUCAUCAUCACGGGACACACGGUCCUUGAAGUGCGGCAAGAGUUGCGGAAGGCCCGUGAGAAGAUGGUGGACUCCACGCGGUCGGUGGGAAAUGGGUUCACCUACCAGGAGAAACUGUCUGCCUCCAAACUGACCUCGGUGCUAGAGGCGGUGGCCGGAGAGUAUGCCCUGGUCAUCAACGGGCACAGCCUGGCGCACGCCCUGGAGGCCGACAUGGAGCUGGAGUUCCUGGAGACGGCGUGCGCCUGCAAGGCCGUCAUCUGCUGCCGCGUCACCCCCUUGCAGAAGGCCCAGGUGGUAGAGCUGGUCAAGAAGUACAAGAAGGCCGUCACGCUGGCCAUUGGCGACGGGGCCAACGACGUCAGCAUGAUCAAGACUGCCCACAUUGGCGUCGGCAUCAGUGGCCAGGAGGGCAUCCAGGCAGUGCUGGCUUCCGACUACUCCUUCUCGCAGUUCAAGUUUCUGCAGCGCCUCCUGCUGGUUCACGGGCGCUGGUCCUACCUGCGCAUGUGCAAGUUCCUCUGUUACUUCUUCUACAAGAACUUUGCCUUCACCAUGGUGCACUUCUGGUUCGGCUUCUUCUGCGGCUUCUCCGCCCAGACCGUCUACGAUCAGUAUUUCAUCACGCUGUACAAUAUUGUCUACACCUCGCUGCCUGUUCUCGCCAUGGGUGUCUUUGACCAGGACGUGCCUGAACACCGCAGCCUGGAGUACCCCAAGCUGUACGAACCCGGGCAGCUGAACCUUCUCUUCAACAAGCGGGAGUUCUUCAUCUGCAUCGCCCAGGGCAUCUACACCUCCGUCUUCAUGUUCUUCAUCCCCUACGGGGUCUUCAGUGACAACACCCACCUCGCCGACUACCAGUCCUUCGCCGUCACUGUGGCGACCUCCCUUGUCAUCGUCGUUAGUGUGCAGAUUGGGCUGGACACAGGAUUCUGGACCGCCAUCAACCAUUUCUUCAUCUGGGGCAGCCUGGCGGUUUACUUCGCCAUCCUGUUUGCCAUGCACAGCGACGGCCUCUUCCAGCUCUUCCCUAACCAAUUCCGUUUUGUCGGUAAUGCCCAGAACACGCUUGCCCAGCCCGACGUGUGGCUGACGAUUGCCCUCACGACCGUCGUGUGCAUCAUGCCUGUGGUGGCGUUCCGAUUCCUCAAGCUGGAUCUGAAACCGGAGUUGUCGGAUACGGUGCGCUAUACUCAGUUGGUGCGGAAGAAGCAGAAAACCCAACACCGCUGCAUGGGCCGGGUCGGCCGGGCUGGCUCACGGCGCUCCGGCUACGCCUUCUCACACCAGGAGGGCUUCGGCGAGCUCAUCAUGUCUGGGAAGAACAUGCGGCUUAGCUCCCUGGCCCUGUCCAGCUUCAGCGGCCGUCCCAGCACCAGCUGGAUUGAGACCCUGCGGAAGAAGAAAGGCGCGGGCGGGGAUGGCAGCGCCGCCAGCAGCCCGAGUGGCGGAGGGCCCGACAGAACCCUGAAGGUGUGA
Messenger RNA from Euleptes europaea (tarantolino), 3655 nucleotides. It is a transcript of the gene ATP8B2, whose product is annotated as ATPase phospholipid transporting 8B2. The record is from RefSeq and is a predicted model, not a curated record. The coding region runs from base 80 to 3655 and encodes 1191 amino acids. Gene Ontology annotation, biological process: Golgi organization; phospholipid translocation. The transcript is spliced from 28 exons. Gene Ontology annotation, molecular function: ATP binding; ATPase-coupled intramembrane lipid carrier activity; ATP hydrolysis activity. NCBI's taxonomy places the organism in Eukaryota, Metazoa, Chordata, Lepidosauria, Squamata, Sphaerodactylidae. Gene Ontology annotation, cellular component: plasma membrane.